AUAUUUUUUAAGUUUCUCAUUUCCAAGAUGGCAGCGUCCUUGCGAACAGUGUUGACACUCUCAACUAGACAGUGCGCAUCCAAGAUUCUUAGAAGCCACCGUGCUGUGGCCAGAGUCCCAAGACGAUUUCUCUUGAGCGAAGCUUACAGUUGCAACGAAGCAUGGAGGAAGCAACUUGAGGAUCCAGCUGUUAAACAAGUGUCACUGAGCGAGUUUGCCUUCCAAGUGCGGGAUGAGCUGGAGAAGACGGGAAGAGCUUCGGCUGUCGACGUGAAUGUCUUGGCCCAUCUUCUGCAACACAUGGAGGAGGAGGAUGAGGUGGAGUUUAUGGAGGACAUCUUACAUAGAUUCAGUCACUGCCAGGACUGCCUUCCUCGCAGUGACUCCACGUCCCAUGCGGUUGUGCGGAGCUACAUCGCUGCGGGUCAGAGCGCCCGCCUCCCAGCGCUAUUGGCCGACCGGCUUCACUUCGGCAUCCUGCCCAACCACUACACCCUCAACCUCCUCAUGGACUAUUUCAUCCGACAGGAGCGUUUUGCCGAGGCGGUCCAGGUGGCCUACUGUUCCACCAUACAGGAGGAUUUCUCCAACCCCAUCAAUGCCUGGUUGGCUCUACACGCAUGCACGCAACGGUUGUUGGGCACGGAUGUCGACGAUUUAGCCCCGCCCCCUCCAGAAGCUUCUGAUGGUGAAGAGGACUGGAUCAAAGUGAAGUACAUCCGGUAUCCGUACUACGACGAUCACAUGGAUAUUAAGGACGAGCGUUUUCUCCUGGGCAAAACGUUGCUCAUGAUUGGGAAUACCGACAGCAUAGAUGUCCCGAGUGAUGUGAGGAACAGUUUGAAAGUUAUCGGUAGUGGUUUGUAUCACAAAUUUGCCAGAGGUCUGGCUAGGCUGAAGGACAUCGCUGAGUCAACAGAAGGGAAUGUCCUGGAACAAGCGUUGGAAUAUUUCUCUCAAAGUCUGGACAAAGUGGAGGCUAGAGAGGCUGACGAGCCAGAGGUGGAGAUUGCCCUGAGAACAAUGGACGAUGAAAUUCGCAAGCUCUUGCCCACCAGGGAAGAGAAGGAAGAAUUUGUGGAGGAGCUGGGUAGACUCCGGGAGCGGCUUGUAGCCCAGGGUCGUGUCGUGUCUGGUGUGGAUCUGGGUCAGUCUGUCUUGGACAUGGCUACCGCGAGCGUCCAGCAGUUCGAAUCCGCAGAGAUCUCGCAGCAAGAGGCUCUAUUCAAGGUGUGGGGCCAGGAACAGCAGAUGGAGCUGGAUAGACAGAUGGCCGAGUACAGGAAGAAGGAGAGGAUCGAGGAGAUGAAGCAGCAGGUGAAGGAGUUGCAAGAACAGGAAGAGCUUCUGACUUACUUUGACUUUGAGGAAAACAUUCGGCUGAAAUUUUUGGACGAAGACAGAGCCACAGAUCAAAAAUUGACAAUUUCGAAAUGAGUUUUACAAUUUUGCGUAGGUCUAUGAGUGUUUGAUGGCUUUGUGACUAGUAAAACUGGUGAUACAUGAGAUUGUGUUGUUGCCAGCUCUGCUGUAUGCUGACAAUAUCGCCUUUUUUUUGUCCCAGCAGUUUCGAGAAAAAGAGGUUUUUUUUUUGUCAGUGUAACUUGUAACCAUUGAAAAAUAGUGUUUUCUGAAAUUUGAAUUCAAAUUUAUUAAAAAAAAACUAGUCACAGUUUCACUUUGAUUUUCUCACACAAGUUGGGUAACUGAUCAAGGUUUCGAUUUAGCAAAUAAAAAAUUUUGUCUCGGAAAUGAAAAAAAGGUGUUUUGUCAGCUUACGGUAGAGCUCUGUUCACUCAUUAUAAUUCUGUGGCUACUCUGGUCAAAGGGUUAUUGCAUCAUUUGAACGAAUGAGGGAGAAGUUUUAAACUCUUGAGAUUGUGACACAUGCUAGCUACAUUGUGAUUUUGCAUGGAAGACUUUCACAUUCUUUAUUAAUUCAAACUGCCUCCAUUUUUGGUUUAUGACUGUUUGGAAAGCCAUCUUUGUAUUUCAUAUUAUUGUGAUGUUUUCUUAAUAGUAGACAGGUAUGUUUGGAAUAUAAGAGUUAUUUCACUCUUCAUCUGUGCAUAGUAUGAAUUAAGAAUGUGUGUAGAAGUAUGUAUGUAUGUAGAACUGAAGAAUGUAGCUGUGAACAGAUGGAAUAAAUGUGAAAGGAAUACAUGUUUGUGGAUUUAAUACAUGUUAUGUGAUAGAAGUAUUGUUGGAAAGUGACAUAAAGCCAUGUUUGAACUGAU
Molecule: messenger RNA, 2237 nt
Organism: Aplysia californica (California sea hare)
Lineage: Eukaryota; Metazoa; Mollusca; Gastropoda; Aplysiida; Aplysiidae
Product: 28S ribosomal protein S27, mitochondrial
Exons: 3
Coding region: 28-1437 (469 amino acids)
Cellular component (GO): mitochondrion
Molecular function (GO): protein binding
Source: RefSeq, a predicted model, not a curated record